Messenger RNA from Cucurbita pepo subsp. pepo (vegetable marrow), 1878 nucleotides. The record is from RefSeq and is a predicted model, not a curated record. NCBI's taxonomy places the organism in Eukaryota, Viridiplantae, Streptophyta, Magnoliopsida, Cucurbitales, Cucurbitaceae.
AUGUUUUACUCGCAUCAGCUACUGGCUCGCAAGGCUCCACUCGGCCAAAUCUGGAUGGCUGCAACAAUGCACGCGAAGAUCAAUCGGAGAAAGCUCGACAAGUUGAACAUUAUCAAAAUUUGUGAGGAGAUUUUGAAUCCUUCAGUUCCAAUGGCUCUCAGACUCUCGGGGAUUCUCAUGGGUGGCGUUGUCAUUGUCUAUGAACGAAAAGUUAAAAUCCUUUACGAGGAUGUAACUCGCCUUCUGGUUGAGAUAAACGAAGCGUGGAAGGUGAAAACAGUUACAGAGCCCACCGUUAUUCCCAAAGGAAAAUCUCUGGCCAAGAAGCAGGCAGUCACUCGGCCUAAGAAGGAUCCGAGAGACAUCGGAGAUCAUGAAUCACAGUCCAUUAACUUCUCCCGCAGCACCUCUCCAAUGAGGUUUCAACAAACCGCAUUUUUUACUUUGCGGCUCGACAGUGUGGAUGAACCAUAUAUCAAUGACAAAACAAUGGAAGAUGAUCCGUCACAAAACUUCCAUCAAACUGAUGCUGAAAAUAUAACCUUGCUCGAGCGUUUAGAUGAGUAUCAAUCAAAUACAAAUACGUUCAAUCGGUUUGAAAGAUUUGAUAUCGAAGAAGAUGAGGACACACAGCUGAAUUUUGCUUCUGUAGAUCAAACACAAAUUCCAGUUAUUCCAAGAUCUUCCCCUCCUCUUGACAACUAUCUAGAAGGCCCUCCGGAUGCUGAAGUCCAGGACCAACAUCUUGAACGCAAUGUCAUGCAGCAAGCCUAUGAACCCAAGGAGCUCAGACAGGUGAAGAAGGUGGCAAUAAAAAGGAAAACAAAAUGGACAGCAGCCUCUCAGAUGGACUAUGAACAGACCAUGGUUCCUGGAUACAUAUACCAAUCUUGGCUUCAAGAUGUCUCGGAUCUGGUCUCUAGAAGAGGAAGAAAAAGAAAGCGGACAGGCGCAAGGUCCUCUACGAAGGUAGCUAAUCUGAUGGAUCUUCCACCGGUGGUGUUAAGUGGUCGCUUAUUCUCAGAUGGAGGUAGAGAAGUCUAUUAUCCAGCUCCUCUGCUAGAGUUGUGGAUGAAAAGUAUCAGGAACCCCCGUGACUCACCUUCUGCGAGGAACUCUGCAGUAUUACCCCCUGAGCCAUCACUGUCUUCACAGCCAGAGAGAGUAAACUUUCCAGAUCAUAUGGAUUUUCCUUUUGAAGAUCAUCACAGUGGAGUUGGUUCUCAGUCAUUUGGAGCUUCAAUAGAGAAGCUAAGAACCAAACCAGUCAACGAAGACAUUCAAGCCGAGAUCCUUCUGGGAGAACUCAGACCCAACUUUAUGGACAAUGUAAUGAGGCUGGCUGAAAGAAAUCAGGUGGUUACACCUGGAAAUUCUGGAAUUGGAAUGAGGCCAGUUUCAAGCUCAGCAUCUGAACAUGGUGUAUUCUCAUAUAAUUCAGAGACCAAUUCUGCACGUUCCAACAAGAAAAGGCCUUAUUCUUCGUCGAGACAUAGUAGCGGAGGUCUCGAACCUGUAGAUGAGGAAAAUCAAUGGCAUCACUCUGAUCCAAAUUUCAAGUUAGCGAGGUUGUCUGAAAAUGAUACAGAUUUAUUGGUAGAAACUGCACGGACGCAAACUCAAGUAACUCAACCCGCGAUCAAGCAUUCUCCUGCUGACAAGAUAACUGAUUCCAUUCGAAUGCAAAUGAAAGCACAUUUUGAUACGCCAGGAGCCGCACCAACAGAAUCUUUAAACAACUUGACUGCUGGAAUGAACUGCAAAGCAGCAGCCAUGCUCUUCUAUCAUACUUGCGUUCUAGCUUCAAGUGAUUAUUUAAAAGUCGACCAACAAGUUCCAUUUGGAGAUAUUUUCAUCUCGAAAGGAACAAAAAUGUGA